Abrus precatorius (Indian licorice) is the source of this 1949-nucleotide messenger RNA. RefSeq lists its product as uncharacterized. The coding region runs from base 334 to 1797 and encodes 487 amino acids. The record is from RefSeq and is a predicted model, not a curated record. NCBI's taxonomy places the organism in Eukaryota, Viridiplantae, Streptophyta, Magnoliopsida, Fabales, Fabaceae. The transcript has 5 exons.
GUUUAUUUGUUAAAACCCUGUGAUUCUGCUCUCCUCAGCCUCAAAUUCAAAACCCUCUCACUUUCCUCUGUCUCUCAACUCAGCUGUGCUUGGCCGUUCACCGGUUAGUUACGUUGCCGUCUCCGAUCACCGCUUCUUUGUUAUCCCUUUGUUUGCUCCUUAUCCCAUAAUUCACCUCAGUUGGAUUCUGGGUAUGCUUCUAUGAUCACCACCCAUAUAUGGUUUCUCAGUAAUAUUGAUCACGCGAUUCCUGGCUUUUUCUAAGAUUAAAAUGCCAUUAUUGUAAACUUGAGGAUUCAGAGUUCUAGUCCUGCAGAGUUUUACAAGCCCGUAAUGGAUUUGAAGGUUAAGCAUCUAAACUGGGUGGGGAACAUUUACCAGAAGUUUGAAGCAGUGUGCCAGGAGGUGGAUGAUAUAGUAGGCCAGGAUGCAGUUAAAUAUCUUGAGAAUCAGGUCCAGAAUGUUGGAGACAGUGUGAAAAAGUUCUAUUCUGGAGUCGUGCAUGAGCUACUUCCUUUUCCUACCUCGGUUGAUUCACAAUAUGAAGCUCAUUCAGUAGCUUUAACAAAUAACAUGGGCUCUUCAGUUGGGUCAGUUGUUGAUAAUAAAGAUAAUAAAAAACAGGAUGAGGAAAGUCUGAUCAAUAAUUUUGUUGAGUCAUUGCACGAUUCUAUUGGAACUGAUAUUGAUAAUAAUCAGGAAGCUGGUGCUCCUAUCCAACACAAUCUUGUAAAUCAAGUAUAUGAUGAAACUUGCUCAGAUUCCCUUGAGGUGGAAGAUUCUUACAUAACUCAGGAUGAGGUUGCUGAUGACUCGAGAGAAACUUCUGGGUCUAAGAAAGAAAACUUGCACAAAAGCUUUGAAGAAAUUGCCAUUGAGUCUGUGCCUAAAGAGGACGAAUCCCUUGAAUUCUCAAUACAUAGUGAAUCCUAUUCUGGUUCUUCCCACAGCGGAUGUGGGGUUUUGAUCAGAACAAAGGAUAAUACAGAUGAGAAUGUAGAACAGAACUUGUGUUUGGUUGUUAAAGAAAAUGCUAUGAACUCGUCGCCCUCACAAGUGUUGAAUUCCCCAUCUCUAGAUGAGGAAGAAUCAAUUAAAGUCUUCUUGUUCAAUCAAUCGUCUGAUGUUAUUGAUGAGGAUACACAUGGUAUACUAGCUGAAGUUUCACUUACAGAUUCUGCUGUGUCCUGCGAAUGGCCCAUCACAAAGAUGGAACCUAUAUGCCUCAAAAGUUCUUUAUCUUCUGUCAGUCCAUGUUCAAAAUCACGGGGGAGCUACUCCUUUGAAAUUGAAUCUUGCAAAAUCAAUUCAGGUGAUGCUGCCUGGCGUAUUUCAGAUUGUUCCAUGGUACGAGUAUGUUGUGAAUCAUGUGCCCUUAUAACUGGUCAGAUCAUGGAAUCACGGGAUGGACUUGUUUUCUGUGGCUGCUGUCAAUUGAUGGAAUCCAAUGACGAACCACUAGUCAGUUCUACUGAAUCCAGCUUGGUAGACAUUCAAUUGAAUGAUGAUCCAAAGCUUGAGGAAAGCUGUGUAUUUGUGGAUGAUAGUGAACUCUAUGCAGUCUCAUGCAGAGCUCAAAAGCUUAGAUCAUACAAGAAAAGAAUCCAGGAUGCAUUUACUUCGAAGAAGAGGUUAGCAAAGGAGUAUGAACAGCUAGCGAUAUGGUAUGGAGAUGCCGAUAUUGAUCCUGGUCAAGGUUCUUCACAAAAUCUCUUGCCAUUUUGCUCCAGAACAAAUGCGAACUCUAAGGAUUUGCAAGUGCAGCAUGCUUCUGAAGGUGACUGGGAGCUGCUGUAAAUGUAAUUAGGUUGCACGUCAAUAAUGAUGGACCAAUUACUUUGGCGCUCUUAUUUUGAAAAUGUACAUGUUGAAGGUGGCAGUACUUGCUGAAAAUAACAUUGUUUAGGUUUCCAUGACGAAUAUGCUAAUAAAUAAUAAAUUAUUUGUGG